This is a messenger RNA of Schizophyllum commune H4-8, 274 nucleotides long. RefSeq lists its product as uncharacterized. The record is from RefSeq and is a predicted model, not a curated record. The annotation marks the transcript as partial. The transcript has 2 exons. Lineage: Eukaryota; Fungi; Basidiomycota; Agaricomycetes; Agaricales; Schizophyllaceae.
CGCGGGGUGAUGAGUAUCACCCCUUGGACGCCGAGUACUCACCAUUCGGGCGAUGAGUAUCCACCACUCGGGCGAUGAGUGUCCACCACUCGGGCGCUGAGUGUCCACCACUCGAGCGCCGAGUAUAUAGGUCUUCGUCCCCCGAUCUGGUGGCUCGUUCUUGCGUUGCUCGCCUUCGAGUUGGGGUAUAGCUCGGUAGACACCGCUAGCUCAGUAGACACCUCGUACUGCGAUGUUACUAGCUAUGAAUUGCAAUGAAAGCUCUUACAAUCCU